Mycena citricolor is the source of this 2614-nucleotide messenger RNA. The record is from the annotation of a GenBank genome assembly. Lineage: Eukaryota; Fungi; Basidiomycota; Agaricomycetes; Agaricales; Mycenaceae.
AUUAGGCGCUCACUAGCCUAUCUCUGACACUCGAUCCAAUCUCUGAGGGCCCUCCAUGCGUCUCAGAAGUGCAGAAGCUUGUGUUGAUGAUACUCAGGCGGCUGCGUGCUCUCCCGCACACCAUCAAGUACAACUGAGCCGUCUUUGAUCUUCCUGCGAGACUGGCACAAAGCAUUGGCCUGCGUCAGCGGGAUGUAUCGUGUUCGGUCCUGGCUAAUCUGAAGUUCCUCUUCCCGGACUUUCGCUGUCCAUGAUGGGGUUCCAGAGCACGCGAGGUCCAGCAACGGCGUGGUCUCGUCUCGCAGUCGUUGAUCACCGAUUGUUGACUGGUGGGCAGGCUACCUUUCGUUUGCUCUUUGUCGGUGUUCGUUCCGGCUCUCAGGUCAUUGCGACGGGUCCCCUGCCAACAUGCACAAUGCCCGCCGCUCACUGUGUGCACCCGUGGGACGUCGAGCAGUCAGAGGUCGAGAAUGCGUCCCUCACUCUUCAUGCACGUCACUCGAGAUGGGAUUCCAUUUGUCAGCCUUAUACAGGUGGAUGCCGUCAAUGUAUCGACAUUUCGCGCUUUUGUAGACUCACCAAGACCGUGCUGUCUCUUGUAAUCAGGCCCCAGCUCCACUGGCAAUGCGGACAAGUUUGUACGAAUCAUCCAGCGGCUGAAAAACGGACAUUGUAUCCGCUCGAAGAAUCGCCCAACGGAAUUCCUCACAACACCCUCGACCUGUCCCUGCCCAGGCAAGACAAGCUGUUUAUCUUCAGAGCGAAGAUGCAUUCACCGAUGACCAAAACCGAGCUGGCCAAAACACCGCCCGUCUGGCACUUGUCAUUGGAUGUACUCCAGCAACUAUUCGAGCACGAUCUGUGACUCGCUAGAGUGCAUCCAUGCGUGCUCAGCAAACUGGAAACAUUCUACCGUAACAUCGCGUGCCUGUUUCCCCCCGUGCGCAAACUCGUGUGCUUGGGCUCACUGUCAACGGAGGACGAUUCUGAAUUUGUCGUGCAACUGCCCGGCUUGGAAAGCGCGACGCGCAUGCCAUGGCCCAAUUUCGAGACACUAUUCUUUGGUGGGGCCCAGUUCCAGGAGGAGGAGCAUCGGGCAAUGCUAUGCAGCCUCGGUGGCGGAUCAUCGCCGACACAAUCACGACGCUCGUCGAUUCGGAUAUCAUUUCUUGCUCGACGCCUCCACCCACGGACGACACCUCCAUUCCCACUUCCUGGCGCAAGUUUGCGUGCUCGAACUCGCCGUACAUGGACGACGCACUCAAGUUACUCGUCCCGCCGCCCAACUUGGAGCGCGACGCACAUGCUAUGCCCGAACCUCGAGACGCUGGCCUACAGCGAGGCCCGACUCCAGGAGUAACACAUUUCUCGAUUGACGCCUCCACGGGCGAAUAGAAAGUCCUGUCCAACAUACGUCCACACGCGGCGCUGCAUACGCACACGGCCCCGUGAUCAGAUACGGCGCAGGAGCGACGCGGUGACACGUGAUGCGGAGGGUCCGACCGGGGGAUCGUCCUGGAGAAUGGGAUGAUUAGCACGGUGCUGAGGAGGUGGCCGCAGGACAUGUCCACCAGGGGCGAUUCAUAACACUACGGGACAAGGCUAAGUGGCCGAGCGAGUGGAGCGAGGUGCUGUGUGCGAUUGUGAUUCGUGGAUAGGGAUUCGCGGUCGUCGAAAAGCUGUGGUGUGGGUUUGUGCGUCGGGCUCACGCUGUUGGGAUUCUUCAUCUGCAAGAGUUUACACUUACGUGGACCGUGUCGUGGCUCGGGUUUGGGAGGACUGAAUGACAAAUUAUCUCAAGACUACCCUCGAACGACUUGAAUCACCCCCGAGUGCGACUCUGCAAGCGGUCCUUUCCCUCUCGAACCUCUGACGAUGGGCGACGACGACGGCUGUGCCCCAGAACCCGAUGAGCUUGGGAUGAGGCGUCGAUUUUCAAUCCGCUGUUCCCCGACUUCCCAUUGUCAAGCCCGAGCUCCAGAGCAUAUGGAACAUUCAACGGCUCCCCAAAUGGGCGCUACAUCUUGAUACAUUGUGCAAUGGGCUCCCGCACAACUUCUCCAGGCCAUCCCGGGCCGAAAACGACGAGCUGUCGAACUUCAGCAGGAAGACGCAUAACACCGACGAAUAAGAACCGAGGCGGCCGAAACGUCACCCUUCGGGCACCCGUUAUCAUAUUCGCCUCAGCGGCGUUCCACGGUGAAUUUGUUUCUUGACGGGGUGCACAUCCGAGUCCGAUCAGCUAGCUGCAUGGAUUCGAUGUCAUGUCCAAGCCCAGAUCCGAGAACGGCGCCUCACAUAUUAGUACCACCACUAGUAGCAACAGUAGGAAGAGCACCAGCAGCCGCAGCUUUCCCUUCGGAAUGAGGAAGGGAUGCGUCAGAAACAGUUUCAGAUACGGCAGAAGCAGCAAGAGCAACAGCGACCGUGGCGGCUGGCUACAUUCUCUCCUCGCCUCCGUCCUCGUAACAUGCAGUGACUUGACAUGCCGGCGACAGGCAUUCGCAUCCUGGCUCUAUCCCUGAGACGGUAUGCAUCGCCGCGUCGUCUUUGGCCGCACACGAUCAGACUUGGCCCGGCGCAGCAUUUCAGCUGCCGUUGCAUCCCGAACGGC